This is a messenger RNA of Guyanagaster necrorhizus, 1425 nucleotides long. RefSeq names its product MFS general substrate transporter. The coding region runs from base 1 to 1425 and encodes 474 amino acids. The record is from RefSeq and is a predicted model, not a curated record. Gene Ontology annotation, molecular function: transmembrane transporter activity. The transcript has 11 exons. Lineage: Eukaryota; Fungi; Basidiomycota; Agaricomycetes; Agaricales; Physalacriaceae. Gene Ontology annotation, biological process: transmembrane transport.
AUGGCCUCUUCCCUCAGUCCGACCAACGUGCAGACCAAUAUGCCCGCCGAGGCAUUGCUGGUACCAUCCCAGGCCACGCUUAACGUUUCGAGUCCGUUUGGUACCAAGGAAAAGACCGAGGAUGCUCACGAUGGGGAGAAAACCGAUCAAGUCACGUCUUCUCCUCUGGAAUGGCGCUAUCCCGAUGGCGGCACGCGUGCAUGGCUAGUAGUACUUGGAUGCUUCAUGUUCGCAGCGACGUGCAUGGCAUACGGUCUCGUUUGGGGUGUCCUUCAAGACUAUUAUCAUACAUACAUGUUCCCCGAAACUAGUCUUAGCAUUCUCAGUUUACCCGGGGGCGUUCAGAAUUUCCUGAUGAACUGUACCGCAUACUUGUCAGGCGGCCUGGGAGAUCGAUAUGGUUACAAGAGGCUCCUUAUUCUGAGCACUGUUCUCACUUAUCUUUGUCUUCUGGCCUCCGCGUUCUCCACAAAACUCUAUCAUGUCUUCCUGUUUCAAGGAAUCUUCUUGGGAUUCUCUCAAGGUUUAGGGAUGCCGCUGUACAUGUCUCUGCCAUCGCAAUGGUUUCUUGAGAAAAGAGGUGUUGCUACUGGUCUGGCGGUCUGUGGAUCAGGAAUAGGCGGUGGCGUCUUUUCACUCAUCGUCCGCAAAUUACUAUCAACGGUGGGAUUCAGAAAGACGAUGCUGAUCUACAGCUCUAUGAAUGCUGUAAUAUGUAUUAUUGCGUUGUUUUUAUUGAAAGAGCGAGCCCGUCCAGGUCAGGCGGAAGAAAGGAAACGAUGGUUGCCUGAACGUGUGGAUGGAAGAUUGUAUAGCGUCGCUAUCAGUGUCUUUAUUGGCAUCUUCGGCUAUCUUGCACCCUAUUAUUUCAGUACCACAUACACCAAGCAGUUCGUACCAUCGAUUGGAAAGGAUUCUAUCCUGGCCGUCAUUCCCUUGGUCGUGAUGAAUUUCAGUGCUGGAAUUGGUCGCGUAAGCGCAUUAUUAGAAUUUCCCGCUUACAAGCGCAUUAUCCUAGCUGGUAGACUUGCCGACUACUUUGGUCCCAUCAACAUUUUCUUCUCCUCGUUUUUCUUUGGGGGCCUUUUCCAAAUGUUGGUAUGGACAUUCGCGAAGACUUACGCCUCGAUCAUCGUAUUCUCGAUUCUCAAUGGAUUGGUCGGAUGCUGGUUCCUCAGUCUAUUGCCUGUGGUUUGUGGGCAGCUAUUCGGCAUACAAGGGUUGUCGACGAUCACUGGUCUUAUGGUCCUGAUGAAUUCACCCGGACAAAUGGCUGGAGCUCCGAUAGCUGGUGCGAUAUAUUCUGCAUCAGGGGAUAACUGGGUCGCGGUCACUAUGUAUUCUGGUGGUAUAACGGUGCUUGGCGUCCUGUGUGUUCUUUACGCUCGUUUCUCGUAUGAGAAGCGUAUCUGGGCUUUUGCGUAG